This is a messenger RNA of Strongyloides ratti, 1377 nucleotides long. RefSeq names its product WD40 repeat and WD40/YVTN repeat-like-containing domain and WD40-repeat-containing domain-containing protein. The record is from RefSeq and is a predicted model, not a curated record. NCBI's taxonomy places the organism in Eukaryota, Metazoa, Nematoda, Chromadorea, Rhabditida, Strongyloididae. Gene Ontology annotation, cellular component: Set1C/COMPASS complex. The transcript has 3 exons. Gene Ontology annotation, molecular function: protein binding. Bases 1 to 1377 code for a protein of 458 amino acids.
AUGGUCCAAUUUAAAAUGGAUGCUGUAAUUGAUAAUUCACGGUGUGUUAUGCCUUACCCAGAAGUUGUUGAUGGUAAGAUUGAUACAAUGGGUUCAGUUGCCUGUGUUACUAAAUAUAAUCGUUUUGGAAGUAUUUUUGCCAUAGGUUGUUUAGAUGGUAGAAUAUUUCUUAUGAACCAUAAUGAUAUUCGGAAAGCUAUUGUUAAGCAUUUUACACAACAUGUAUCAGUAAUACAUUCAUUGUGUUUUAGUCGGGAUAGUCGUUAUUUGGUCUCUACAUCACAAGAUAUGAAUAUAAUUAUAUGGGAUAUUGUUGAAGGUGUACCAGUGAAAUACAUAAGAAGUAAUGGUGUUCCAUUAUCAGCUUUGUUUAAUCCACGCAAUAAUCAACAAUUAGUUGUAUAUAAUCUAACUCAAUCAAUUCAAGUUUAUAAUACAGAAACUUUGCAUUGUAAAAAUUUAAUUUAUCAGAUUCCUGGUACAGGAGAAGAUAAUUUUACAUGUUUUGCUUUUGAAAGACAUGGUAAAUAUAUUUUUUGCGGUUCUUCAAAAGGAAAAAUAGUUGUGUAUGAUGCUGUAACUUUAUCUAUAAUUACUUAUUUUAAACAAGGUGGAAAUCAUCAAAUUAGACAAAUUUGGAUAUCAAGAAAGGGAGAUUUUGCAUUAACUAAUAAUUCAGAUAAAAUUUUACGUUGUUACAGUAUUCAAAGUAUGUUAAAUACAAGUAGAGGUCAAACAUUAGAACCGAAUAAUAAAUUUAGUGAUACAGUUGAUAGAAGAGCAUGGGCAAAAUGUGCAGCAAAUGGUACAAUGGAUUAUGUAUGUGGAUUGGUACAAAAAGACCAUGGUAUUUUUAUAUGGGAAAGAUCUACAGGAACUGUUGUCAAGAGAUUGUUCAAUAAUUCAGGAAAUGGAGCCACUGAUAUUCAAUGGCAUCCAACAAAACCAAUUAUUUCAACUGUUUAUAAAGGUGAAGUUUACAUUUGGAAGGAUCCUUGUGCUGAAAAUUGGAGUGGUUUUGCACCUGAUUUUACUGAAAUAGAAGAUAACAUAAAAUAUAGAGAAAAAGAAGGUGAAUUUGAUUUAGAAGACGAGGAUGCUUCACAGGACCAAAUAAAUAAAGAACAAGCAGAAGAAGAUAUUAUUGAUGUUGAAACUUUAGAUGAUAAUGCCGUUUAUUGUUCUUCAGACGAAGAUAAUGUACCUUUAAAUGACCUUUCAUUGCAAACAGGAAAUGUAUGGUAUUUACCAGCCAAAAUUGAUGUUGAUCCAAAUGAUGAUAUUGAAGAAAAAAAUGAACCUUUGCUUUCUGAGCAAAUGAUAAUUAAACUUCAAGAACGGUAUAAAAGAGAAACUUUGCAUAAUGAAACAAUUUAA